Molecule: messenger RNA, 9552 nt
Organism: Centruroides sculpturatus (bark scorpion)
Lineage: Eukaryota; Metazoa; Arthropoda; Arachnida; Scorpiones; Buthidae
Gene: hyd
Product: E3 ubiquitin-protein ligase UBR5-like
Exons: 48
Coding region: 182-8767 (2861 amino acids)
Biological process (GO): protein polyubiquitination; regulation of double-strand break repair; DNA damage response
Cellular component (GO): nucleus
Molecular function (GO): ubiquitin-protein transferase activity; RNA binding; zinc ion binding
Source: RefSeq, a predicted model, not a curated record
CGCCAGGUUUCUAGCGUCGCUGUUUCUGAGCCACUCGAGAACUACUUAGGAGUUGUUUCGUGGUAAACGUGUCGUUGGUAGUAGUAUAAACAGAUUUAUAUGAAAAAAAAGUUGAUUUUAGACAAGAAAAUGAUCAUUUGAAUGACAUUUUUAUACAUCGAGAUAAUUGAAAUAUUUUGCAAUGACAUCAAUACAUUUUGUAGUUCAUCCGCUACCGGGAAACGAAGAUCAAUUGAAUGAAAGGUUAAAAGAAGUUGCUGACAGAACUAAUAGAUGUGGAUAUAGUGUACCAUCAGUUCUUGCACAGCUAAAAAAUGUCUCAAUAAGGCAAUGUGUUAUUGGACCAUCUCAUAUUGUUUUCCUUCUUGAAGAUGGACGGGUUUGUCGAAUAGCAUUUUCUAUUCUAGCAGAUAGACUAGAUUUAAGUAAAAAUGAAGCAUCUAAGGCGUUUCUCAAUAGGCUUAAUUUAAAGGGCACUACAAGUUCUCAGUGUGGAACCAGAGCUCCAGCACGCAAUAGAGGUAGGAUUAUAAGAACAACUAGUAGCAGAGGUAGAGGAGCUGGUGUCAUAAUGGGAUCUCGACCUGUAGUUCCUGCACCUUAUGUACCGGAGGAAUUAGUCUCUCAAGCUCAAGUAGUACUUCAAGGAAAAUCCAGGAAUAUUAUAGUAAGAGAAUUACAACGUACAAAUUUAGAUGUUAAUCUUGCAGUAAACAAUCUUUUAAGCAGAGAUGAUGAAGAAGGGGAAGAUGUAGAUGAUAGUCAAGAUUCUUAUAUGCCUGGAGAUGACCUGAUAUCUUUAUUGGAUGCUGGAAUUCAUACAGAUCAUCCUAGUGUUAUUAUUGAUGCUGAUGCUAUGUUUUCAGAAGAUAUGUUUGGUUAUUCAGCUUUAAGAAGCAGAUCAGGAAGUAGGGGAAGAACAGGUGAUAGAGAUAGAGAUGCUGACAGAGAUAGAGAAAGAGAUUCUAUGUUUAGAUUUCGUGAUCGUCAUCAGUACACAACUUCCAGAAGAUGGUUAGAAUCAGCAUUAAGAGACAGUGGAGGUACAGAUAAAACAGCAGAGGGAUUAAGUAUGGCAGAAACAAAGAAGAAAGAAUCAACAGAUUUGAAUCCUCUUUGGCUUUCAGAUGAACUUGAAUUUUGGCCAGACAAACUUUCUCAGGGGUUAAAAUUUGUACAGUUAGCUGCAUUACAUUCAGAAUUAAUCGCUUUAAGUACAGUUGGCCAGAUACAUCAAUGGAAAUGGAAUGAUUCUGAACCAUAUAGAUCUCCUGAGAAUUUGAACAUUCAUCAUCCAAAAACAACAGCACUUGGACUGUUAGGAGAAAAAAUUGUUAUAUUAGCAGCAGGUGGUACUAGAGCUACAGUUGCUACAGAGAGUGGAAAAGUUGCAACUUGGAUAGAUGAGACAUUAGCAGCAGUUUCUUCAAAAUUAGAACAUCCAGUCCAAACAUUUCCAGAAUUUCAGCAGGAUAAGAUUGUAAAUCUUUAUGUUUGUUCUCUGUAUACAUGUGCUCGUUUAGAAUCAGGUGCUAUUUAUUGGUGGGGAAUUGCUCCAUUUAAUCAACGGAAAAAAUUGUGUGAGAAAACACGAGCACGUGCAAAAAAGCAUAAGUCUUCCAGUUACUCUUGUGAUAUAACUACAGGUGUACAGGUAUGUAUGAGAAAUAGUCCGAUAUAUCAUCCUGGUGCCCUAGCCUUUACUACUGCAGGAAGUGUUCCCAGAGUUGGACAGCUUUUAUCAGCCGCUUGGAACUUAACAGAUUGUUGUCAUUUUCGAAUAUUGCCUCCAUUAACAAAUGAGAAAAGGUCAGAGCAGAGAGAGGUAAAAGAAAAUCCAAAACAAACUAGUGAAUACAAAGUUGAUCGUCAAGAAAUGCCACCACCACCAUCUCCUGCUUCUUCUACUUGCAGUGAACCAGCUUCAAGUCCUUUACCUCAUAAAAGGAAGCAUCGAACUGGAAUACUAUCAAGGGAAGAUGGAGAAAGAAAGGAGGAAGAAUCAUGGUGUUUAAAAGAUGUAGUUUUUGUAGAAGAUGUUAAAAAUGCACCUGUUGGACGAGUUUUAAAAGUGGAUGGAGCAUAUGCUGCUGUAAGAUUUGCUUCAAAAGAUUCAGUAUCUGGUAGUCAACCGAUUCUUUCUGUUGGUGGUGGAAAUGAAGAUCUCAGUGCAAUAUUACAAGACUGUCGUUUAUUACGUAAAGAUGAACUUCAGGUAGUCAAAGGUAGUUGCACACCUCGAAUUCCUGAUUGUUUUCAAAGAAAUCCCCGUAAAGUUGCUAUUUCUGAUAGUGGACAAAUCUUAACCAUGGCUGUUGAUGGACAAGGAAUUCAUGCAGUUGUAAGGACAAAUAAUCGUCUGAGUUAUGUUCUUUACAAUUUGAGCACGGGUCGUGCUGAACAGGAUAGUACUUUUCCUACAGAUACUCAGUCAUUCUUGGGUCAAGAUUCUCACUUGGUUUCUCUAAAUAUAAGUGGAGAAAAUGAAACAAUAGCAAUGCUUCGUGAUGGGAAUAGUGCCAUAUAUCCUUUAGCAAAAGAUUGUACUGAUAGUAUCAAAGAUCCAAUUUGGUUAGAUUUACCACCAGCACGAGCAAUUGGAUUAGGUGUCCACUCUCUUAAAGAUGUUCCAGCUAAUCAAAAAAACCAAGUUGCAAUAGUAGUUCUUGCAUUGGAGCAUCAAACUCUUCUGCCUCCUAUUUUAAAAUGUGAAUUAGAAGCAAUAAGACAAACAUUAACAUCUUUAGAGAGAGAUUCUGGGUCUCUCUCGGCACAAAAUACAUUACAGUCCAUUUUAAAUGAACGUUGUGAUGGUAAUCGUAAUAUUUUUCAUGCUGCAAUAACAACUUGUUUUCCUGCUUCUAAUAAAGAAUGUGAUACUGGAGAAAGCAAUACCAAUAAUAAUACUGGUCUAGAAUCUUUAGAUAUAUUAAGUGGAACAGUAUCAUCACCAAGUUCUGGCUUAUCAACUCGCAGUCUGUCUUUAAGGGAAAUGAUGCGUCGUGCGACUUCUGCUGCUCGUAGUCUUGCUGGUCUUGACAAUAGAGAUCCUGAUGUUGCAAUACCAACAUUGAGUUGGCCCCCAGAACCAGCAGAAACAGGUUCGUUAUCAUCUACUGUUGAACCAUCAGAACGACGUAACACAGCUUUAAAUGUUUUAGGUUUGCUUUGUGAAUCGCCUGUUUUGAAACCUUAUUUAAGAGAACUUCUUACAGCUAAAGAUGCUGAAGGAUGUACACCAUUUAUGGGAGCUAUAGCUGGUCGUGCGUAUCCUGCUGCAUUAUAUUUAAUGGAUACGUCACAACGGAUAGCUCGUGAGACUAUGAGUGAUGUGGAAGGACAACAAAAGAUUCUUCAAAGUAUGUUGUAUCCAAGAGGCUCACAUCCAGAUGAUUCACCACUUCAUGUUCUUUGUUGUAAUGACACUUGUAGUUUUACAUGGACUGGAGCUGAACAUAUUAACCAGGAUAUUUUUGAAUGUCGGACUUGUGGAUUAACUGGAUCGUUGUGCUGUUGUACAGAAUGUGCUAGAGUUUGUCACAAGGGACACGACUGUAAACUUAAGAAGACAUCUCCAACUGCAUAUUGUGAUUGUUGGGAAAAAUGUAAAUGUAAAGCAUUAAUCUCUGGUCAUCAAGGUGCUCGAUAUCAUUUAUUAAAUCGCUUAAUUAGUGAAACUGAUUUGGUUACUUUACCAAAUAGCAGGGGGGAGAGCAUUUUAUUAUUUUUAGUUCAGACUGUAGGUAGACAAGCUGUUGAACAAAGACAGUAUAGGCCUUCUCGUCCUAGAACUUCUGGUCAGAGGAAAACACCAGCUUCUGAUUUAGAAACAGAUAUGCCUGAACAUGACUUGGAGCCACCUCGCUUCUCAAGACGUGCUUUAGAACGUUUAUUAAAUGAUUGGAAUGCAGUUAAAGCAAUGAUACUCUCAGGUUGGCGUGGAAAUGAUACAAAUAAUGGUUUAGCUGCUAUUGGUCAACCAUAUGAAGACCAAGCUUAUUUGAAUAGUCAGAGUGGGACUGCUUUAUUAGAUAAAUUCACUCAUUGUUUACUUGUGAAAUGCAGCAUGGAGAUGUUAGAUACAUUAUUGACAACAUUAAUUCGAGAAAUGCAGAAUGAUAGUAAUCAGAAUCGUCAGACAGAAGCUCAUCUUGUAGCUCGAAGAUUUAUUAGAUCUGUAGCUCGUAUUUUUGUAAUACUUAGUGCAGAAAUGGCUCCCAAUACGAGUCGCAAGAAAAGUGUUAAUGGAGCAUCCCAACCUUUAUUGAAAUGUCGAAGAGCAUUUCAAGCUCUUAUUACAUUAGCUGUAGAAGAAUUGUGUGAGACAGCUGAUUCAUUAAUUGCCCCUGUUCGUUUAGGAGUUGCACGGCCAACAGCACCAUUUUUGUUAGUUUCAUCCUGUAUUGAAGCUGUACAUGGCAGUGAAGAGCUUUUUGCAGUUGAUCCAAUGCUGACUCGUAACAAUCAACAUGAAAUAUCAAAUGGAGGAAGUUGUACUUCAGAUAGUCAACAAAUUUCUGUUGGACAAGUUGGUUCAACUAGAGAUAGAGAUGAAGAAGAUCAUGAGGUGGAUGUAGUUGAAGGAGCAGUCAGUGAAGAUCCAGAUCAUGAAGAAAGUGAGAGAGAUGAUCGCACUGAGCACUCUGAACAUGACAAUAUUCCUCCAGAACAUAAUGAAGAGGAAAGUGACAGUGAUAGUGACAGCAAUCCUGAUAGUGCAUCAUAUCAAAGUAAUCAAGACAAUGCUAGUGCACAAAGAAGUGCAACAACAGGAGCAACAGCUGGUUCUGAUGCUGGAAUUGCUAGCAUUCCCUACUUUUCAGAAGAUGAUUCGGCAGAAUCUUCAAAUGCAGAAGAUGAAGAAGAAAGUGAAGCAGGAGAGACUGAACCUGAUACAGAAGAACUGGCUUUUCUUGAUGAACAAUUAGAAAGAAGAAGCACAACUGGAAAUACUGGUCCUAGACCUAAUUUAGCUCCUCAACAUAUGCAGUGGGCUCUUCGUCAGCGAGAAUCUGGUCGAGGUGCAAUCAGUAAUUCUGGUUCAAGUGGUUUAAUAUAUAUAGAUCCUUCAUCAUUACGUAGAACUACAGCUGGAACUACUUCUGUAGCAGCAGCAGUAACUCAAGAAUGUACUAUAACCAUGGCAACAACAACAGUCUGUCUGUCUCGUGCUUUUGCCAUUGUAAUUCAUCAGAUAGCAGAUUUAUUGACUAUGUUACAAGAUUAUCAUGCUUUAGUGCCAAGUUUGCCAAGAGUGCUAGAUGUUUCAUAUCAGGAAUCAAUAAAUUUACAACUAUAUCUUGAAUAUCAUCUAAAACCAAUUUGGGAAUGGUUAGUUACUGUAAUGGAUUCUACAGAAGCACAAUUAAGAUUUGGUUGUGCACUGACAAAUAGUUCCGAUCCUGCACAUCCUGCACAUCCCCUUCAUUCUCAGCACCUAAGGCCAGGUCGAAGAGGAGAAGAAGGUCGUUCUCAGGGUUUAGACAAUCGGCGAAGAGGAAGAAUAGUAACUUCUGGUUCUGAUGGUGUAUCAGCACGUCGAGAUUUUCUGUCAUAUGCAUUAUCAUUAAUGAGAGCACAUAACAAUGAGCAUUUUGAUUCACUACCAGUUAUUGAUGUAUCAGCUCUUAAACAUAUUGCAUAUGUUUUUGAUGCUUUGAUAUAUUAUAUGCGCUCUGGAAUGGAUGGUACUGAUUCAGAAGUGUUAAGAGAAGGAUUUUCAGUUGAUCCUUGGAAUGAUCAAGAUGAAAAUGAAAAUGAAGAUCAAGAAGAAGAAGUUGGACCUGCACUUCCUAUGGAUACUGAUAGUGCCGAUGAUGAUUCUCAUUUAUUGUCUUCAAAAGGACGAAAACACCCAUUUUUCCAACGUUCAGAUUCUACUUUAUUUUUAGGAUGUCCUCCUCCAGAUCCAUUUACAACUCCUUUGGCUGAAGCAUUACCUUUAGCUGAUCAGCCUCAUCUAUUGCAACCAAAUUCAAGAAGGGAAGAUUUAUUUGGUAUUCCACAUGAACCAGUAAAUAUGCCAGCUAUAACUAAUCCGUCUAAUUCACAUUAUGGAAAUUAUAAUCCAUUUGAAGUGUUGCCAACAAGACUUGGUCUUUCUCCUCGUUCUUCUGAUGGCAACGCUCAACAAUCUCUGUCUUAUAAUCAUUUUUCGUCCUCUUUAUCAACCAAUACAUCUUAUCUGCCAUCUCUAUCAUCUAUGGCACAUCCUCCAACCCGUCCGCCACCGCCGCCACCACCACCACCUCCGCCGCCACCACCUCCACCUCCGCCGCCACCCCCAUCUUCUGAACUAGAAAUUCCUUCAACUGUUGCUGUUGAAGGAAUUGCUGCUAGUCUUACUCAUGCACCUACUACUACAGGAGAAGGAUUUGCUUCAUCAAAUAAUCAAAUAAAUAACCAAGAUUUUAAUAUAGUGCCUACUUCAUCUGUUCGUCAACCAACAGUUAUCAAUAUUCCACGACCCGUUGAUACAACAACUGUUUCUUCAUCAGCUUUAUGUUUAGAAACAAGAGCACCUAUUAUAGUGGCUGCUCCAAGCAAAAAAGUUUCAGAAAUACAAUCUCCUGUGAAAUCCAGUGUCAUUGUUCAUGCUGGUUGUAUCAGGCCAUCUGCAGCAACUACUCCAGAAUCAUUACUUCCUGUUUCUACUACUACAACAACAUAUGUUGCUGCACCUAGUCCUGCAGCCGAAGUAACUGUAACAUCCACUAAUUCAUGUCCUUUUAAUAACAGUUCAACAGCUGGUGUUUCUGUAUGUGUACCUCUAAUUCAAACCAACAAUGAAACACAUAUGGAAACAUCAUCUCAACAAAAUCAUGAAAACACUUCUACAAAUAUGGUUAUUGAUGGUGUACAGAGUCAGAAUGUUAUAAAUAGGUCACAGAAUAUGAUAGGACAACUUGUAUCACAUGAUGUUUUAUUAGGAAGAUGGAGGCUAUCAUUGGAACUUUUUGGUCGUGUAUUUGUUGAUGAUGUUGGUGCUGAACCUGGUUCUGUGAUUAGUGAAUUAGGAGGAUUUCCUGUAAAAGAAGCUAGAUUUAGACGUGAAAUGGAAAAAUUACGUAGUUCUCAACAGAAAGAUCUUAAUUUGUCUAAAAUUGAGAGAGAAGGAACAUCAUUGUUGCCACAAACAUUUAAAGAAUUAAAUACACAAUUUAAUAAUUACAGUCGGAGAGGCUCGCAAAAUUCUCCUCCUUUAGCUGUCUCACGGGUGAAGGUAAUGUUUAAAGAUGAACCUGGAGAGGGUAGUGGAGUAGCUCGAAGUUUCUAUACAGCUGUGGCUGAGGCUGUGCUCUCAUCAGAAAGGUUGCCAAAUUUGGAAAGUUGUCAAGUAGGAAGUAGAAGUGUUCAAUAUAAUUUAAUACAAAGACUAAGGACAAGGGAAAGAGAACGUGAGCAGCAAAGAAGAGCCAGUCAACCACCUCCAAGACCAAGAGAAACACGAGAGAGAGAGUCUCAGAUAACUUUACGUUAUGAUGCACCUCAUUUUAAUAUGCCAGGAGAAGCAGGAAGCAGUGGUCAAGGAGGAAAUGACCAUUUAAGUACACAUCGACAGCAGUUAGGCCAACGUCUCUAUCCCAGAGUUCAAGUACUUAGACCUUCUUUGGCAAGUAAAAUUACUGGCAUGUUACUUGAAUUAUCUGCUGCACAAUUACUUUUGUUGUUAGCUUCUGAAGAUGCUUUGAGAUUGAAAGUUGAUGAAGCUGUUGACAUAAUAUUAUCCCAUGGCAGAGAAACGAGUUCCGAAGCAUUGUUGGAUUUGGAUGUUUUCAAUUUAGUAGAUAGGUCUCGUAGGAACAGUUCUACACGCCGAAGUGAUGCCGAAGAUGAUGAUGACAUGGAAGAUAAUACUCCACUUUUUUACCAACCAGGGAAAAGAGGCUUUUAUUCUCCUCGUCAAGGAAAAUCUACAUCAGAAAGAUUAAAUGCAUUUCGUAAUGUUGGUCGUGUGAUUGGAUUAUGCUUGCUGCAGAAUGAAUUAUGUCCAAUAUUCUUAAAUCGUCAUGUCAUUAAAUUCAUUCUUGGAAGGCGUGUAGGAUGGCAUGAUCUUGCAUUCUUUGAUCCACUCUUGUAUGAAUCUCUAAGACAAGUGGUAAUUGAUGCUGAAUCAAAAGAUUCAAAUACAAUAUUUUCUGCACUUGAUUUAACAUUCUGCAUUGAUCUGUGUGUGGAAGAGGGUGGUGGAAGCGUUGAAUUAAUUCCAGGAGGAGGAAGUAUAGAAGUUAAUAGUCAAAAUGUGUAUGAUUAUGUCAGACGUUAUGCAGAAUAUCGUAUGAUGAAAUCACAGGAAAGAGCUCUUGAGGCUUUACGUACUGGUGUCUAUGAUGUCUUGCCUCUUGCUAGUUUGGAGGGACUAACUGCUGAAGAUUUUCGUUUAUUAUUAAAUGGAGUAGGAGAAAUAAAUGUUCAGACAUUGAUAAGUUAUACAUCAUUUAAUGAUGAAAGUGCUGGUGCACCAUCUGGGGAAGGUGGAGAUAAACUGAUACGUUUCAAACGCUGGUUUUGGUCAAUUGUAGAACGUAUGACAAAUCAAGAGAAACAAGAUUUGAUAUAUUUUUGGACUGGAAGCCCUGCUCUCCCGGCAAGUGAGGAAGGGUUUCAGCCCAUGCCAAGUAUAACCAUCAGACCAGCUGACGACCAGCAUCUUCCUACUGCCAAUACAUGCAUCUCUCGUCUUUACAUACCUCUCUAUUCCUCUAAAACGAUUUUACGAGCCAAACUGCUCUUGGCAAUCAAAACGAAAAACUUUGGAUUUGUCUAGUCAUCUCUCAUAAUUUUCUUGUUUUAGUAUAGUAUAAAUCUCAUGAUCAAAUUUGGAAAGUGACAAAUAAUUUUAGCUAUUGUAUACAAAUAUGAAAUAAAGUGAACAUCAUUGGAUUGUGGUGAGGACAAGUGGAUUUUAAAUACAAGAAACAAUUUGUUUUACAUCGUCUGAUAAACUUAGAGCCUUCUGGUAAACUUCGGCUAAAUGAUAGGAUAAAACCGAGACCUACUGUGCAAAUUGUACAAGCUGGAUUAUAUUUAAAAGGACUAAUUAUAAAAUUGUUCUGAAGUUAAAGUGCAGAAUAAUUUAAUGAAAAUAUAAAUAACUUUGUUAUCUAUCAUAUGUAAAGAAGAUACUCAGUCGGCUAUGUUUAUUUGUAAGUAUUGUUUAAUCUUAAAUAUUUUCAUUGGACGAUUAAACAAAAUACAAUGUCUGUAUCUGUAAUAGUAAUGUUAUUCUGUAUUAAAUAUAUAUAUAUUUAAUAUAUAUAUAUAUAUUAUAUAUAUAUAUAAAAAAAUCCAGAUAGAAUUGAUAGAACCUUUGUUAUUGUCUUGACCAAAAAUGAACAAAUUGAUAUUGAUUUUUUCUACUGCACACUGCAUUAAAAUGACAGCAAAUUUGAAAGUAACUUUUAGAUUUGUGCAAAAUAUGCAUCAGGCAAACUUUGUAUUAUCUAAAUUAUAAUUUUAAAUAAGAAGGGCAAUAUUGCACAUUGUCCUGAAAAAUUUCUCCAUCUGAAACUGUCUGUAUGUUAAAAUAAAAUAAUUUUUUAUGCUUUGAAA